AUGUAUCUUCCUCUGUCUGUCCUCCAUCUCGCGGCUUUCAUCUCGCAAGUCUCGGCCAAAUCCCUCUACGACAACCCCGAGCAAGAUCCCCUCCCUCCAUCCCAAGAAAGCACACUAGAGGAGCUACACAAGAAAUGGGAUUUCGAGUGGGGAUUCACCGGCAUAUCCACCUUCGCACAUCUGAAGCACGUCAAGUGCCUGACAUCUCCACACCAACCGUUUGAUAUCGGCAUCAUCGGCUGUCCGUUUGAUACGGCGGUUAGCUAUAGACCCGGAGCACGAUUCGGCCCCCGCGCCAUCCGCGCCGCCUCGUCACGGCAAACUUCCUUCCGGGGCUUUAACCACCGUGCCGCCCUGAACCCAUACACGACGCCCUUCACGAUCUUCGACUGCGGCGACAUCCCUGUCACGCCCUUCGACAACAACCUCGCCCUCCGGCAGAUGAGCGAAGCGUACCGCGAACUCGGUUCUCGAGCUGCAGCCAUCAACCCGAAACCGAAACCCCAACCCCAACCCCACCCGUCCAGCACAUCCUCCUCCUCUAACGCCAUCACCCAACAACCAUGGAGCAGACCCAAACUCCUCACCCUAGGAGGCGACCACUCGCUCUCCCUCCCAGCCCUCCGCGCCCUCUCCAAACUUUACGGUUCACCAAUCUCGAUCCUCCAUUUCGACGCCCACCUCGACACCUGGCACCCGUACAAAUACCCCUCCUCUUGGUCCCCACCCAACUCCAACCCGCAAGGCGACCUCUCUGACCCCGCCUCCUUCAACCACGGAAGUAUGUUCCACCUCGCCAGCCUCGAAGGUCUGAUACACAACUCUACGUCCGUGCACGGCGGCCUGCGAACCCGACUCUCUGGAUCCGAUUUUAGCGACUACGCCGACGAUGACCAAGCCGGCUUCCUGCGCAUCCACUCAGACGACAUCGACGACCUCGGCAUCAACAGGAUCGUCGAGAUGAUCAUGCAGCGCAUCGGGACAGAGAACCCGGUCUACCUGAGCGUAGAUAUCGAUGUGCUCGACCCCGGUCUGGCGCCCGGGACGGGCACGCCGGAGCCCGGCGGCUGGACGUCAAGGGAGCUGAUCCGCAUCCUGAGGGGCGUGGAGCGGCUGAACGUCGUGGGCGCCGAUGUGGUCGAGGUGGCGCCCAUGUAUGAUGCUGGGGGCGGGGAGGCGACGGCGCUGGCGGCGGCGCAGGUGGUGUUUGAGAUUCUGACGAGUAUGGUUAAGAGAGGCAUCGGAGAGAUGGAGUUGGGGAGGGGAAGUGGAAGUGGAAGUGGCGGAACACGAGGAGAAGAACAAGGAACCAAGCGAGAUGAAUUAUGA
Endocarpon pusillum Z07020 is the source of this 1329-nucleotide messenger RNA. RefSeq names its product agmatinase 2. The transcript is spliced from 3 exons. The record is from RefSeq and is a predicted model, not a curated record. The coding region runs from base 1 to 1329 and encodes 442 amino acids. NCBI's taxonomy places the organism in Eukaryota, Fungi, Ascomycota, Eurotiomycetes, Verrucariales, Verrucariaceae. Gene Ontology annotation, molecular function: agmatinase activity; metal ion binding.